Messenger RNA from Salvia hispanica, 696 nucleotides. Its product is annotated as protein OXIDATIVE STRESS 3-like. The record is from RefSeq and is a predicted model, not a curated record. Lineage: Eukaryota; Viridiplantae; Streptophyta; Magnoliopsida; Lamiales; Lamiaceae.
AGAAAUUCAUGUUAUUCAUUUUAUGUGAAGACUACAUAACUCUAUCCAGUUCAUAAAAAGAGUUGCUUGAAUUUGUUCUUGUUUUGGUAAAGAUGGAAGGAGGGAAAAACAGUCAUAACAUGCUUCAAGAUUCAUGGAUUCAAUAUGAAGAAAGUGAAUCUACUUCAUCUUCCUCCAUAGGAGAAGACUCAGAUGCUUCAAAUGGAUCCUCCAUAACCUCAUCUGAUACAGUGGAUGAUGCAUCCUCUUCUUCGUCUUCGUUGAACUCGAGCCGCGGUGGAGCUAUCUAUGAUCUCUCAGAGAUCAUGGACCAAUUGCCUAUCAAAAGAGGGCUUUCCCAGUUUUAUCAAGGGAAGUCAGAGAGUUUCACAUCAAUUUCAAGGGUGGCAAGCUUUGAAGAUCUGGUGAAGAAGGCAGCAACUCCUUUUAGGAGGAAUUUGAAGGCUUCAAAGAGCUGUGGAACUGGUUUGCAUAGCUACAAGCAGUAUACUCUACCUAAGGCCACCAUAGCAAAGAGGUCUCCAAAGGGUGUUGCUUCCCUCUCAUCAUUUCCUAGUAAGAGAGGGGGAGUUAUCAACACCAAGCCCCCCCUUACCCCUCACUUGGAAUGUUGAGCAAUUUUGUGAUCAUUGUCUAAUUUCUUUCAUUGUUCAUAGCCACAAAAAGUACAGAAAUGAGAUACCUUUUUUUAUUUCA